This is a messenger RNA of Knipowitschia caucasica, 261 nucleotides long. NCBI's taxonomy places the organism in Eukaryota, Metazoa, Chordata, Actinopteri, Gobiiformes, Gobiidae. The record is from the annotation of a GenBank genome assembly.
AUGACAGAGGAGGCUCAGGUCAGGGAUGGACCUGAAUCCUGGUCAGAGGAGGCCCAGGUCAAAACCCAGUCUUCCCUGGACCUCAUUUCCAUCAUCUCCUCAGACACGGAGCCUCUGGUGCGUUCGUUGUGGAACAAAGCAGAGACUACAGACCUGUCAGACCCUCAGUCCCUGAAACAUCUGGCAGAAGAGGCAAAGGACGCAGCGACUCACAAUGCGACAGAGGGUGGGAAGGAGAAAGUAUGUUGGUUUUGUUUUUAG